Messenger RNA from Exophiala aquamarina CBS 119918, 1596 nucleotides. RefSeq lists its product as uncharacterized. The coding region runs from base 1 to 1596 and encodes 531 amino acids. Gene Ontology annotation, biological process: carbohydrate transport; transmembrane transport. NCBI's taxonomy places the organism in Eukaryota, Fungi, Ascomycota, Eurotiomycetes, Chaetothyriales, Herpotrichiellaceae. The record is from RefSeq and is a predicted model, not a curated record. Gene Ontology annotation, cellular component: membrane. Gene Ontology annotation, molecular function: carbohydrate:proton symporter activity. The transcript has 3 exons.
AUGGAUCGUACAGCAGUCAAAACCGAGGUUCCGGAACACCUAGAAGAUCUUGGUCAUGGCAAAGAUGAGCUUGAGCAGGACGUUUCGUCUGCAGGCUCGCCUAGGACUACACUCUAUCAGGUCAUCUUUUCAAUGUUUAUCGGUCUCUCGGGCUGGAUGUACAACUUCGAUCUGGGCUUCAGUGGCGUUGUUCUCCUCAUGCAGCCGUAUAACAAAGCAUUCGGCAGCUGUGGUCCUAUGCCGGAUGGAAAGGGCAACACUGUUUACAAAUGUACUCUCACGGCAACUCAGCAGUCUCUGAUCUCUUUAUCCAUUAUAUUCAUUGCUGUUGGUGCGGCUCUUGGCGGCCAAAUUGGUCAUCGAUUAGGCCGUCGAGGUACAAUCCAGAUUGGCUGCCUUGUAAUUGCUAUCGGCGCCGGUGGUAUGCUGGGGACAGAGGGUAACUUCACAGCAUACAUGGCGUGCAAAAGUAUUCAAGGAGUGGGUCUUGGUAACCUGCUUGCCGCUGUUCCCCCAUACGGCGUUGAAUGUGUGGCCGCCAGCAAGCGAGGGUUACUGAUGGCUACCUUCAAUAUCGGGCUCGGACUGGGUAAUAUGGCAGCCGUCGCUGUCUGUCUAGGUUCCUCCAAGUUCACCACAAAUGCAUCAUGGCAGACUCCAAUCGCAUGCCAAUUGCCCUGCGCCGUCCUACUUGGCGUCGGUGUCAACUUCUUCCCAGAAUCACCUCGUUGGCUGCUCACCAAGGGAAAACAUGACGCCGCCAGAAGGUCUUUCGCGAAAUUCUACUCAAAAGCCCCAGAAUCACCAGAGGUUAGUGCACAAAUGCAAGAAACUUUGCAUUAUCUCGACCUCGAGAAAUCACACAGUGCGACUUCAAGCUGGAUGGAGAUCUUCCGAUCACCUGAUUUAAGGCGAACUCUUACAAGUACACUUGUUGGUUGCGGCGUAGCCCUUACCGGGUCCAAAUUCUUCUCAACCUAUGCAUCGAUAUUUCUGGCGGGAGUUGGUAUCAAGAAUCCAUAUUACAUUACCCUCAGUUUCGCCUCUUGUGUCUGUUUCGGUGGACUCAUGAGUCCAUGGAUCCUUGAAUACGUGGGAAGGCGACUGUCUCUGCUCGUGGGUUAUGCAUGCAUGGCUCUGUCCAUGAUAAUCGUUGCCGCCAUGGGCACCGCUCUCGGACAGCAGAGCAGCUCCGUUCAAGUUACAUCGAUCGUGUUUGUCUGCCUUUGGGGUGUAAGUUACGGUGGGUUCAUCGGCACUUCGCUCACAGUUACGACAGCGGAGAUGCAUGCAGUCAGGCUACGUAGCUAUGGACAAGCAUUUACAAUCACUAUCUAUGAGAUCAUGAGUUUUGGGUCGAGCUUCUCAACGCCUUACAUGAUCAGUGCGAAAUAUGGCAACAUGGGCCUAAAUGUGGGCUAUUUCUUCGGAGGAUUUACUAAUAGAAUGAAAGUGAUCAGCAUCAUCAUAUGGGUCUUGAUGUUUUUGUUCGUUCCUGAAACUGGACGUUUGACACUCGAAGAAAUUGAUGAUAUCUUCAUCUCCAACACGAAACCUUGGAAAACAUCGCUCAGACAAAAUAAAAAGGCCGGUUAA